AACACACGUGCUCAUUCAAGAAUCAACAACAGACUGCCCGUCUGCCAUAUCCAUUCCCACUCUGCUGCUACACACACUCACACUUCUGUAUCUAUACUUGCACAUUUUACACAGAGCUUGAGGCUCAUUUUCACAUAAUCAAUGGAGUCGGCGUUAUCUAUAGCUCCCGCAACGACGUUGCUAACCCUAACUAAGACGCUUCAACUGAGUCGCCGAUUCUGCGCCACUCGUCCGAUUCAAACUCACCUCAGCCGCCAAAUAUUCAGCGGCGAGCUUCACUCGCUGCAUAAAUUCACUUCGAUUACUUCUAAUACGGUCAGGACUUUGUCGACGGCGGUGAGUCGGCCGUGCGGAGCUAGGUUACAGUGUGUUUCGAGUUCUGCGGCGUCGUUUGGGGCUGGUGGCGGUGGAUUUGGGGGCGGGAGUGGUGGUGGCGGUGGCGGCGGAGGCGGUGGUGGAGAGGAGAAGGUGAAAGCGGUUGCUGACGUGGCUGACGGUUCCGAGUCGUUGAAUGAUGUUAUUAUUCUCGAUGUUGGAGGAAUGUCAUGUGGAGGAUGCGCGGCUAGUGUCAAGAGAAUUUUGGAAAGUCAGCCACAAGUGUCUUCUGCGAGUGUCAAUCUUACAACCGAGACAGCAGUUGUGUGGCCCGUCUCUGAUGCCAAAUCUAUACCAGACUGGCAAAAAACUGUAGGAACUGAACUCGCGAAGCAUUUAACUAGUUGCGGGUUUCAGUCUAACCUUCGUGAUUCAAGGGGAGAAAAUUUCUUUGAAGUGUUUGAAAGGAAGAUGGAUCAAAAACGCAAGCAGCUGAAAGAGAGUGGUCGCGGGCUUGCUAUUUCUUGGGCAUUGUGCGCUGUAUGCCUAUGUGGUCAUCUUUCUCAUUUCUUUGGGACUAAGGCUUUGUGGCUACAUGCCUUUCAUUCCACGGGAUUCCAUCUGUCUUUGUCUUUAUUUACAUUGCUGGGUCCAGGGCGCCAACUUAUUGUUGAUGGCCUAAAAAGCCUUAUCAGAGGGGCUCCCAACAUGAAUACUCUAGUUGGUCUUGGUGCUUUAUCGUCAUUUGGUGUCAGUACACUGGCUGCUUUAGUACCAAAACUGGGUUGGAAAGCGUUCUUUGAGGAGCCAAUUAUGUUAAUAGCGUUUGUUUUAUUAGGGAAGAAUCUUGAACAGAGAGCUAAAAUAAAGGCAGCAAGUGAUAUGACAGGCCUUUUAAAUAUACUGCCAGCCAAAGCUCGUCUUUUAAUUAACAGUGAUGAAGAAGAGCUGAGCUCGACAGUUGAUGUUCCCUGUAGCAGUCUCUCUGUGGGGGAUCAGAUUAUUGUACUUCCUGGUGACCGUGUUCCAGCUGAUGGAAUUGUCAGAGCUGGUAGAAGUACCAUUGAUGAGUCAAGUUUUACAGGAGAGCCACUGCCAGUUACCAAGUUACCUGGGGCAAAGGUUGCAGCAGGAACUGUAAAUCUUAAUGGAAUUCUCACAGUCGAAGUGCAAAGACCAGGUGGAGAGACCUCUAUGGGAGAUAUAGUUCGUUUGGUGGAAGAAGCACAAAGUAGAGAAGCUCCAGUACAACGCUUGGCUGACAAGGUCGCAGGGCAUUUCACUUACGGAGUUAUGGCAAUUUCUGCUGCCACAUUUAUGUUUUGGAAUCUUUUUGGUGCACAAAUCUUACCAGCCACUCUAAACCAUGGAAGCGCAGUUUCUUUGGCACUGCAGCUCUCUUGUAGUGUUUUGGUUGUUGCCUGUCCAUGUGCUCUUGGUUUAGCAACACCUACUGCUGUGCUGGUUGGAACUUCCUUGGGUGCUACGAAAGGAUUACUCUUAAGAGGCGGAAAUAUUUUAGAGAAAUUUUCAAUGGUGGAUACGAUAGUGUUUGAUAAAACUGGGACACUAACAAUAGGCAGACCAGUUGUGACUAAGGUCAUGACUCAUGCACGGGAAGAAAAUAUAGAUUCACAACUACAUUUAGAUUGUGAUUGGUCUGAACUUGAUAUUCUAAAGCUAGCUGCUGCGGUUGAAUCAAAUACCAUACAUCCAAUUGGAAAAGCAAUUGUAGCAGCUGCUCGGGCUGUGAAUGCUCCCUCUGCAAAGAUUACAGAUGGCACAUUCAUGGAGGAACCUGGAUCAGGUGCAGUGGCAACUAUUGAGACUAAGAAGGUAGCCGUUGGCUCACUAGACUGGGUUCAAAGGCAUGGAGUAAAUAAGAAUUCAUUUGAAGAACUAGACGAGUUUAAGAAUCAAUCAGUUGUUUAUGUUGGAGUAAAUGGAUCUCUUGCGGGUCUCAUCUAUGUUGAGGAUCAAAUUAGAGAAGAUGCUGCACAUGUUGUUAACGCUUUGUCGAAACAAGGGAUAGAUGUAUACCUGCUAUCUGGGGAUAAAAAGAGUUCAGCCGAAUAUGUUGCAUCUGUUGUUGGGAUUUCAAAGGAUAAGGUGUUGUAUGGCGUCAAGCCGGACGAAAAGAAAAAGUUUGUGAGUGGACUCCAAAAGGAUCAAAAAAUUGUAGCCAUGGUAGGUGAUGGUAUAAAUGAUACAGCUGCCCUAGCUUCGUCACAUGUUGGAGUUGCAAUGGGUGAAGGGGCUGGAGCUGCAAGCGAAGUUUCUUCAAUUGUGCUGAUGGGAAACAGACUGUCUCAGUUGCUUGAUGCUUUGGAGCUUAGCAGACUGACUAUGAAGACCGUGAAGCAGAACUUGUGGUGGGCAUUCGCUUACAACAUAGUUGGAAUUCCAAUUGCAGCAGGCGUGCUGCUGCCUGUCAGUGGGACCAUGCUUACUCCAUCCAUUGCAGGAGCUCUUAUGGGUUUGAGUUCAGUAGGAGUUACCACCAACUCAUUGCUCUUGAGAUUGAAAUUCAUGUCAAAACAUAGAAAACUUGGUGGAGAAAUGCCAAAGAUGACAAAAACUCUCCCGAAUUCUCAAGUACUGGAGCCAGAAGACAAAUCAAAGUACCCAUAUAACGCGACAAGCUGAAGCUUGAAACCUGGGAAUCGUAAAUGAGUCCCAGAGGUUAUAAGCUGGAAGUUGAGAUCUGUAGAAUAAAGAAAACCACCUGAAACUCGAGAUGUGAAGACUGAAGGAGCAAUUUCUGACUAACCAAAGCUGAAGCCAAGGAUCUAAUUUUCUUUCAUGACACGGGCAUUUCCAUAUAAGAAAAACAAAUUGUAGGUAGAUAUAACAUGCUUAUAACUAUUUAGCUUAUAUUUAUCCAAUAUCACAUUUACUUGCAAAUAAAUGAUGAAAUUGGUCCCAGUAAUGUUAAGAACAAAAAUGCCAUUCAUAUAGAAGAGAGAUGCAGCAUUAGAAGCAACAUUUAUGACAAUCCAUGUUUAUAAUCAACUAAUCUGACUGUACUUUGUAUU
Molecule: messenger RNA, 3350 nt
Organism: Daucus carota subsp. sativus
Lineage: Eukaryota; Viridiplantae; Streptophyta; Magnoliopsida; Apiales; Apiaceae
Product: copper-transporting ATPase PAA1, chloroplastic
Exons: 17
Coding region: 142-2961 (939 amino acids)
Biological process (GO): copper ion homeostasis; monoatomic cation transport
Cellular component (GO): membrane
Molecular function (GO): P-type divalent copper transporter activity; ATP binding; ATP hydrolysis activity
Source: RefSeq, a predicted model, not a curated record